Molecule: messenger RNA, 1398 nt
Organism: Laccaria bicolor S238N-H82
Lineage: Eukaryota; Fungi; Basidiomycota; Agaricomycetes; Agaricales; Hydnangiaceae
Exons: 1
Coding region: 1-1398 (465 amino acids)
Biological process (GO): proteolysis
Molecular function (GO): metallopeptidase activity
Source: RefSeq, a predicted model, not a curated record
AUGCUUUCAACUUGCAACCAUAACUCUCUUUGUUUCACGUCGAGUGCACACGCUGAAGAAGUAGGCUACUGCAGGCCUAACCAACAAAAACGGGCGGCGGCAACCACUGUUCAGGGUGUCGUGCCUACGAGAAACUCAAAGCGAACCAAGGUAACUGAAGUUCAAACAGAUAAUUCUUCUUCAUUUCCUGCGCCAUUAGUGCUACCAGAUGACGAUCUGGCAUUAGACCCGCGCUAUCCUCCUCAAAGUGUGCGGGCAUGGAUUCGUCUGAAGGACCGCAAUGAAGUAACGGUGGCCAAAAGGGUUGUAUACGUUGCUUCCCCGCCAACGAUAGAUUCCGACGUGGACACGAUGCAUGCCUGGAGUCGGCCUUCACUGCGAGCUGGAAAGAAAGAGGUGGUGUCACCCCCACAUACGGACGAUAUCAUGGAAUAUCUAGGCGCGUUUUACCACGGCAUGCCAGUGAAACCACUGCGAUCCAAACUCUCCUUCGCAGCGUGGGACACUCCUGUAUCAGGAACUUCAAGGUUGCAGAAAUCGUCACCUCAAUAUGUUGGCUUGAAUACUUCCACGGAGUGCGUCCGUAUCCGUACCCGCCCAUCCACAGAUAAAAUCUUCAGCCACCAGCUCAACCUAGACGAUCUACUCGACGCCGCUAUCAGCAUCCUCCCGGAGGACGCUUAUGCUCUCCUUUUGCUCGUGAAUCACGAUCUCUUUGAAGAUGAUGACGACCUCUUCGUUUGUGGGCGUGCAUAUGGUGGUAGCCGGGUAGCAGUCAUCUCUACAGCCAGAUACAAUCCCUCCUUGGACUCCGUGCAAAAUGUGGACCGGUAUCAUGCUUGGCCAGCAUCUCAUUGCGAGUUUUACGUCCGCGAAGCCUGUUCAUCAGCGUCAGCGACUCCCACACCGAGGAAGAGGCAGAAAAAGUCUCAUAAUGUAGACUUGGACAAGAACAGCUCCUCGACUUCCAUUGGAAAUGCAACAGUUGCGUCAUCAAAUGGUCUUUCUGGGACCGCCAUACACUCCGCGAUAUUGUCGCAUACCAACCUUCCUUCGUUGGAUCACUCCCCGUCCAUCGCGAGUCUUGCAGGCCUUUGGCUCGGUCGUGUAUGUCGUACCACAAGCCACGAGCUUGGUCACUGCUUUGGGAUUGACCAUUGCGUAUACUACGCAUGCGUUAUGCAGGGAAGUGCGUCACUAGCAGAAGAUGUUAGGCAGCCUCCAUACGUUUGCCCUGUGGAUCAAGAGAAGCUUCUGAGGGCUACGGGGUCGAGCACAGAGCAGCGCCAUAAGGCACUUCUCCACUUUUGCGAGAAACAUGAGGACGCCAUCCAUCUAUUCGCCGCGUUUGCUGCGUGGAUUCGUGUGAGGUUAGAAAUUUCAAACGUUCCCGCUUAG